Molecule: messenger RNA, 3150 nt
Organism: Callorhinchus milii (elephant shark)
Lineage: Eukaryota; Metazoa; Chordata; Chondrichthyes; Chimaeriformes; Callorhinchidae
Gene: iqch
Product: IQ motif containing H
Exons: 19
Molecular function (GO): protein binding
Source: RefSeq, a predicted model, not a curated record
CUCCUGGAGGACAAUGCGGGGCGAGGGACCUGUGCUGGUCACUGAGACAUGGCAGAGCUCCUCAGUAAACCUGACAGCAACAUAGCCGACAUACUGAUUAAGGUUCAACACGAUCUUCAUCGCUUAAAGAAUAAAUUCACCGAAUCACAGGAAAAUGGAGAAACAGUGGACAUUCAGUUGCUGGAAACAGCCAUUCAGAGGACUGAAAUUGGCCUGCGGAACCACGCAGAGCAGUAUUUGAAAGCACUCAACAGGGAAGUAUUGACUCUUCCCUCAGUGACAAAGUCAACCGCGCCUGCUGCUCACAGUGCAGGAUAUGACUCUCAAAGCAAUGCCAAUAAAUUACCCAGGACUCCAGUGACUCAUCCAACUCUGAGUGACAGAAAGUCUCAGCCUGUUACCCUGGGGCAAAUACCUCAACACAUAUCACCUGGAGCACAGCACAAACUGGCCAUGAAUAUGAAGAUCUUGAACGACCCCUCGAACGCCGCUCACAGAUCUCUUCUGAAUCAGGCCUACGGGAUCCAGCUUCCUCAGAUCAAAUCGUUAAAGCCAGAAUCAACACACUUUCUGAAGCCAAUCAAAGGUUCUACAGUUGAGCCACUUGCCACUUUGCCAAUUACCCAUCGUAGGAAUCCAUCCCUUCUACCACCACCUAUAUCUGAGAGAGAUGCAAAAAAAGGGAUUCUGAGCUUGCAGGAACGAGGUUUGAUUCCCCCUGCGGCUGAGCUGACUCUACACCCGCCUCCCCUGCUACCCCAGGCCAUGCCUCUGCACGACAUCCAAGAGAAGCACAGGAAGCCAGCUCCCGAGCCAAAAAGUGAGAAUUCCUCUAAAGUGGUGGAACUAAUCAUCAGAAAAAGCUCCCUGCACAUGCCCCAGAGAUCGGCCAUGAUCACAGCAGCCAAAGCAGCUUUGCAAACAGGAAUGAUCGCUCCUCCGCCGACCAGCUCGUCCAAGGGUCCAUUGCAAGACUUCAUUAAAGAUAUGGUGCAACAUCAGAGUUCCAAGUCACAGCCUUCCCCAGAGCCGGGAGACGUUCAGGAAAUAUCCUCCACUUAUUAUUUCACCAUCUUCAACGGGAACAUCGCUUGCACAGCUCCCAGUUACCAGGCCUUCAGAGAACAUUACCACCUGUCGUGGGGCCGCAUCCUCUACUUCCUGGAACAACUGAACAAGAAACUGCGAGAGUACAAUGUGCCGGUGGCUAUCGUGGAGGGCAAGAAGGUGGCAGAGUUGGCGUCAGACUUCGAGUUCGUCCGGAACCCAACGUGGGAGUAUUUCCUUGCCGUGCUGAAGAACAAGGCCCUGGUGGAGGACAUCAUCAGGCGCCCUGGCCAGAAAUACAAGGGGCCAGAUGGGCAACAAAUGGCAGCCAUUAAGAUCCAGAGUCUCUGGAGGAGAUACCGGGACAGGAUCGUGUACUUUAAGUACAGGCGCCUAAAGUGGGCAGCAAGCAUCAUCGCCAUCUCCUGGAUCCUGCACUGCCAACUGAAGCGGGUGAAGAAUAUCCUAAAGCAGUCACGUCAGAGACACCUGGUGAAUUUCCGCACUAGGGCUAAGCAUCUGGUAACUCACUGGAAUCACAUCAAGGCCUCCAGGAGAACUAUUAUCCACAUCCCAUCAUUAGGAUAUUCGCAGCAGUUGAGAUCGCAAGUACCUGAUUUGGGGAUCCAGCAGAAUUUACAGAUGGGCCGGCUGUGUGAGAUUAGGGAUGACAAAGUGGACGUUAUCUAUGUCAGCCCGGUCACUCUGGACGACGACAUUUACCAGUAUUACAGCAAACUGUUUGACCUCCAUGAAGCUCUCAAGUUUGCCAAACCAGAGAGAGUCAGCAACAUGGAGCACCGGUUUAACGUGGUCACCCCUGAGGGCAUCCAUACUUUUCCUACCCACCACAUGUGUCUGGCCACUCAUCUGAAGUACAGUCCCCAGACAAUAAAACGGAUAAAAAAUCUAAUCCGAGGAAAGGAAGCCUACAUCGUGGGUGGAUUCCUCCACAAGGAUGAUUUAGCUGUGGCUGAUAUGUUAAACGUUCCUAUCCUGGGCCCCGACCCGGACGUGGUCCAUCUCUACAGCUCCAAAUCAGGCAGCAAAAGGAUCUUUGCCAGUGCCUCUGUGCCCACACCACCCGGGGAGUAUGAUAUCUACAACCUCCAGCAGAUGUACGAGGUGCUGACCCAGCUGGUUAUUGACAACCUGGAGAUCAAGCGGUGGCUCUUCAAGAUGGACUUGGAGUUUGGGGGGCGAGGCACUGCCUACUGUGACGUCCUGCCCCACCUGAAUUGUUACAGCUUGGUGCUGAAGCAAUAUCAACUGUUGGGUCCCAUACAGUGGAAAACUAGAUGGGUUCAGGAGCCUAUUUAUCUGAAAGUCAUCGAGGAAUUGCCAGAAAUAUUGACGCUGCACUCACGGAUGGUUAAUAAGGAAUUAUUCCCAACCUGGGAAAAAUUUCUGGAUGUUUUCCUUGGUCAGGGCGGGGUGAUCGAAGCCUUCGCCCCUUCACAGAGUGUGACCAACCUGACGGUGGACAUGCUGAUCGAACCCACGGGCGAGAUCUCGAUGGUGUCAUGCGGGGACCAGAUCCACGCCACCAGCCCCCUGCAGUGCUGGGGGGCCUCCGUGCCUCAGUGCUCCGUGAAUCCAGGCAAUUUACACUCCAUGUGUGUGGAGAUCGCACGGGCCUGUAAAUCCCGAGGAGUAAUGGGCUACUUCUCAGUUGACCUAGUGACCUUCAUCCACCCAUUUACAAUGCAGCAGCAGGUCUGGGCCACCGACUUGGACCUGUGUUACAGUGACCACCUGGCCAUGACCCAGCUGAUGCUGUACAUCACGGAUGGGAGUCUGGACCUCAAAGCCAACAUGCUUCACGUGCCCCCAGCGUUCCACGAGACGAAGACGCAGAGACACAUGGGAGAGGAGGAGAAGGUGGAACAAAUACAACUUCCCGUCACCAGGCGUUUCGCAGUGCUAAGCACACAGUUGGAACACAGCAGUCUGUCCGUGGUCCACUACAAUGUGUUCCUCCAGAUGUGCAAGGCUCAUGGAAUUGGCUAUGAUGUGAAGAACAAUUGGCGAGGAGCUCCACGGGGCUCUGGUGACCUUUGCUCGUAAUCUCUCUGUCAUUCAUCAGGAAAUAUCAGCACCUAG